Messenger RNA from Brassica rapa (field mustard), 1498 nucleotides. RefSeq names its product protein PSY3-like. The record is from RefSeq and is a predicted model, not a curated record. Lineage: Eukaryota; Viridiplantae; Streptophyta; Magnoliopsida; Brassicales; Brassicaceae.
AGGAAACUAAACUUUAAAAACUAACGAAACCAAGAGACAAAACACAUCUUGAAGAAAGAGAAACGGCUUACGUCUCAGAAGUAAACCCGGUUACAUGUGAGGUCAAUGUUACCACGAGAUACCACUAAUCCAGCCAAACCUCGAAACCGAGAUGCUAGCGUCUCCUGCAGUUUCACAAGAACCACCUAAAGUUGGAAGCACAACUGGAAUGUCGAGGCAAUAAUAAUGCAAGCCCGUAAACCAUCCAACCCUAUUGAACCGAACCGCAGCGUCCCAACAAAGAAAGGAGGAGAGGGUGAUCUUCGUUGAAUCAAAAAAAUUAAGCCACCUAACUCUUCAGGCACACAAUCUUAGUUUUGGCAGGAUAUAUUUAAGUCUCCUAAAAUGAUUAUCAUGUUCAUCUUAAUCUUAAACUAUUUAUAUAUUCAAAUUUUUUAAAAAAAAUUUCACACUAAAUUAUUAGUUUUAGUUAAAAUUGAAGAGGAUACACAUGUACAGUAUUAUUUUUAUAGAAAAACUGUUAAUGUCAACUUUAAACUUAAAAGAAUACGCAAUACCUCUGAGGCUCUGACGUCGACAAAAAAAAAGGAGUCUCAAAAAAUAAAGGAUACCAGUGAUUACAGCAAGAACCCCACAUGAUCGUCAGAAAAUCUUCUUUUUAUAAAGUGACCAAACCCCAAAUCCUCUUUUGGCCAAAACUUUUGACGUUGACAUUUUUGUAACGGACGGUGCAAGUAAGUCAACGCCCAAUGCAAACACAUGUUCGCUUUGCUUCUGAGUUAACUGUUUAACUUAACAGUGUGAAACCCACGAUUUGUCUGCAAAAUAGUCAACUCUUUCAUACAUCCAAUGAAGACGAUGCCAUGUGUUAUAUAAAUCAGCUGUUGUUUGGACAUCCGAAACAUGUUCUGUGCUUCGAUCUUUCAUUUUAUAGCCAGACUAACUCAUUAAUAAUACAGCCUAUUUUGUCGAGUUGAUCACUUCAACGAGAUAAGUAAAAAAAAAAAAGGGAAUAGUGAAGAGAGAUAGAGAAAGACGAGGAAAAGGAGAAACAAGGGACGAUGGGUUAUUGUUUUGCUAUUAAGCUGUGUUUAUGCAUCUUCUUUGCACUUUCAAUCGUCUCUACGGCUCGAAUCGGUAUUUCAUUUUCAGGAAAUGAAAAGUUGGUGAUGAGAGGAAGAUCAUUGAUGAUGGUGAGCACCAAUGACUACGACGAGCCAUCGGCCAACGGCAGACACAACCCACCUGGUGGGAGGCAUGGUGGAGGUCGGAGAGGGUGAAGAAUACAAAAUGUUUCUUAUUGUUAACAAAAGAGAAAAUAAUUAACGAGUAUUUUUAAAUUUUACUCAUUUAUAUCAUCACGUUCAUCUCUUUAUAUAUUGAACAAAUAAAACCCUCGGAAAAUAAUAUGUACUGAUAAAUUAAUAAGAAGAUAUGAACACUUGUAUCUCUUGGAAGAUCUCAAUGUCAGUAAGUGGUAAUAUAAUUAUUUUCGUUU